Molecule: messenger RNA, 2057 nt
Organism: Xenia sp. Carnegie-2017
Lineage: Eukaryota; Metazoa; Cnidaria; Anthozoa; Malacalcyonacea; Xeniidae
Product: deoxynucleoside triphosphate triphosphohydrolase SAMHD1-like
Exons: 5
Biological process (GO): dGTP catabolic process
Cellular component (GO): nucleus
Molecular function (GO): dGTPase activity
Source: RefSeq, a predicted model, not a curated record
CAUACGUUAAUUUUCCUUUUAAGGUAGGCUACCUGUCAUUACACGUUUAAUAUUUAAUUAAGAUUUAUGUACUGUUGUGUAUAACAACUUGUUGUGUUUAAUUUAUAUUUCUUACAGCUACGUUUACAAACUUCUUAAUGAAAAACUUUAGACAUAUGCAAGAAAAUGUCGGCACUAUUGCUUUUGAAACAAUCAAAAUGUUAAAGCCAUUAUAGGAAAGCAUAGUUCCAUUUUCGUACAUUUCAUCGUUUUUAUAGCGCAUGCGUGAAAAAUCACCCCAGCAAGUAUUCUAUUGGUUCAAAGAUUGGCGUUGCUUAUGCACGUGAUCUCUAACUGGCAAAAAAAGAAAGGGCGAGUCUGUUUGUUAUCUUUCAAUCGUUUUUGUUGCAGAGAGAAGAUUACACGAAGCUUGUGUUUGGUGAAGAAAUAUAAACGUCAGUGAUCUUUAUCUAAAAACGAUAAGACAUAGUUAAAUCAAAGUUUAAGUAGAUAUGGGAGAUUCUGCAACUUUAAAAAAUGAAGACAGCCAGUCAAUUGAUAAAUCUAAGAUAUUCAACGAUCCAAUUCAUGGUUUCAUCGAAUUUCAUCCAUUGUUGGUCAAGAUUAUCAACACACGACAGUUUCAGCGUUUGAAAGAUAUCAAGCAGUUGGGACUCUGUGAUUACGUUUACCCUGGAGCAACUCACACAAGGUUCGAACACUCUCUUGGAACAUCUUAUUUGUGUGGAAAAUUGAUCGAUAAACUUUACGAGCUUCAUCAUUGAAAUCACAAAGAGGAACGGUUAUGUGUCAAAAUAGCAGGUCUUUGUCGUGGUCUUGGCCAUGGACCGUUCUCUUAUUUCUUCGAAAAGUGUAAAGACCCCAACAAAGAAGACGAAAAGGUAGAAAGGACAUGUCCAUUUACAGGCCAACCAAAAUGGUUUCUUUAUGAAAUCGUGUCAAACAAACGAAAUGGUAUCGACUGCAACAAGUUUGAUUACUUUGCCCGUGACUGCGCUAAUGUCGGUGUGAAAAGUAAUUUUGACUACAGACGCUACUUUGAAAAUGUUCGCAUCAUGUCUAUUAACGACCAACUUCAGAUCUGCGUACGUGACAAAGAGGUGUUUAACUUGUACGAGAUGUUCCACACACGUUGGUCCCUCCAUCACAGAGUUUAUCAACACAAAACUCAGGCACCAAUAGAAGAUUUGCUAGCUAGGGCGUUUUACGAAGUCGAUAAAAUCAUGAAAAUCUCAGAAGCUGUGAACGAUAUGAAACGAUACACCGUUCUAACAGACAGCAUUCUGUAUGACAUCUUACGAAAUGAGAGCGGGAAGCGAGUUGUCAGAAAAGCGCAGGAGUUGAUAAGAUGCAUACAAGAACGGAAGAUUUACAAAUUCUGUGGUCAGACUGAUCUACCGUCGAGUUUCACUUGCCCAAAAGAGGAUGAAAUCGUCCAAAAGUUGAUUGAUCUAUCAGAAAGAAAAUUAACAAAGAACGACAUAUUUGUUUCUGUAGUGGAGUUCGACUUUGGGAUGAAAGAUAAAAAUCCAGUUGAUGCUGUCAGGUUUUUUGAUAAAUCACGCAGGGAAACGUUUGCGAUAAAAAGAGAGAAAGUUAGUAAAAUGUUACCACAAAAUUUCCAGGAAACUUAUGUCAGAGUUUACGCAAAAAACCCGGAACGAAAUGAAGACCAGAUUCAAUUGAUUAAUAAAAUAUUUGAAAAAUGGUGCGAUGAUAAUGAAUUUCCAAAGCCAUAUGUUCCUAAAGCCUUAUGAACUAUUUUAUGCCACAUCUUUCUGUUCUAAAAACGUACUUGACAGUUUCAUAUAACUUAAACUACAUAUCUUAAAUUCAAAACACCAAUGAUUAUAGACACUUUAAAUGCCCAAGUCGGACAAUAUAUAUGGAAAAGUAAAAAAAUAGUUGGAGUGUAAAAGAUGGAAGAACGGAAACAAAGGAAUGAAUAAAUAUUGAUAAGUAUAUUAUAAUCUAUGCUAAAAUUACUUUAUGUUAGAGCAGCACAAAAUUGAAUCAAAAUAAAAUGAAAAGUAUUAUAAUAAACUUUCAAAUUUCAA